Drosophila ananassae is the source of this 6236-nucleotide messenger RNA. It is a transcript of the gene GluRIB, whose product is annotated as glutamate receptor 1. The transcript has 17 exons. Lineage: Eukaryota; Metazoa; Arthropoda; Insecta; Diptera; Drosophilidae. The record is from RefSeq and is a predicted model, not a curated record. Gene Ontology annotation, molecular function: transmitter-gated monoatomic ion channel activity involved in regulation of postsynaptic membrane potential; glutamate-gated receptor activity. The coding region runs from base 855 to 4196 and encodes 1113 amino acids. Gene Ontology annotation, cellular component: plasma membrane; postsynaptic membrane. Gene Ontology annotation, biological process: synaptic transmission, glutamatergic; modulation of chemical synaptic transmission.
CACCUGCCCCAGCAUCCAGAGGCGACUCAGUACUCGGUCGUGCCCGCGUCAAACAGGACGAUUUCGGACGGAUAGUGACAAGGAUACCGCGGCUCUCUGGCGGCGGUCCACGGAAAUCGGAAAAUCGAAAAAUCGGUAAAUCGGAAGAACAGGCUAACGAACUGAAGUCGGGCCAAGAACCGGAUUCGGGCCAGAAAGGAGAACCGCUAAGGCAGCCGGACGGAGUCGCGGGUUUUUCGUCGCUUUCGGCAUUAAGUGAUAAUAAAGUAGCGGCAAUCAUUUUUAAAAUUGUGUGCCAGCUUAUGCAAAUGUAGAAGUCGCUUAAGAGCCAAUCCUCAAGAAAGUGCCAACCGACGUCGCAAAAAAGCCCCAAAAAAGAGGGCCAAGAGAGAAAGUUAAGAAAGAAAAGCCGCAAUUUAAGUGGCCUGUGUGUGGCCAACAAAAACAAAAACACCAACAACAGUUUACAAAAAAACAAGAAACCACAUAAAAAAAAAAGAAAGAAAAAAAAAAUCUCAAGGAGCAUAAGGAAUCGUAAGCCGCAAAUGAACAGCGACAAGCGACAGGCAGUUUGGCCCGCUUUCGUGCAACACAAAUUAUGCAAAUUCUGCGCUAAGUGCAGCAAAAUGCUCGCAAUGCCAGCGACGACAAGCGAUCCCGACACAGGCACCACCACCACCAGCAGCAGCAGCAGCUACAGUAGAAAAUAAGCGGAAAAGCGGAAAAAAAAGCAGAAACAACGGGGCAGAGGACCCGGGAAAACCGAAUAACAAUAAUAGCAAGAACAACAAAAGAGGCAGAGCCAACAACAUUAGACGACGAGGAGACCGGCAGCAAUAUCAACGGGCUGCAAAAUGCGCUUUGGCUUAAAGUUGAGCUGCCUUUGGCCAAGCAUUUUAUUAUGGCUAACGUGGAGUUUCAGCUGGCGGUGGAGCAUAGACGGCGGUGGAGGUGGUAGUGGUAGUGGUGGUGGUGGAGGAUUUUUAGUCAGCGCACAGCCAUCAUUAACCGAGAAAAUCCCAUUAGGUGCCAUUUUCGAGCAGGGCACCGACGAGGUGCAGUCGGCCUUCAAGUACGCGAUGCUCAACCACAACCUGAACGUCUCGUCCCGUCGCUUCGAGCUGCAGGCCUACGUGGACGUAAUCAAUACGGCGGAUGCCUUCAAGCUGUCCCGACUGAUUUGCAAUCAGUUCUCACGGGGCGUAUACUCUAUGCUGGGUGCCGUCUCGCCGGACUCUUUUGAUACCCUACACUCGUACUCGAACACCUUCCAGAUGCCCUUCGUAACGCCCUGGUUCCCCGAAAAGGUGCUUACACCAUCGUCUGGCUUCCUCGACUUUGCCCUCAGCAUGCGCCCGGAUUAUCAUCAGGCCAUCAUUGAUACAAUACAGUUUUAUGGAUGGCGAAAAAUAAUUUAUCUCUACGAUUCCCACGAUGGUCUGCUGCGCCUGCAGCAAAUCUACCAGGGCCUGAAGCCCGGCAACGAGUCCUUCCAAGUGGAGCUGGUCAAGCGCAUCUCCAACGUCAGCAUGGCCAUCGAGUUCCUGCACACUCUCGAGCAAAUUGGCCGCUACGAUAACAAGCACAUCGUCCUGGACUGCCCCACGGAAAUGGCCAAGCAAAUACUCAUCCAGCAUGUUCGCGAUUUGCGCCUGGGCCGGCGCACCUAUCACUAUUUGCUGAGCGGUCUGGUCAUGGACGAUCGCUGGGAAAGCGAAAUAAUCGAAUUCGGGGCCAUUAACAUCACGGGCUUUCGCAUCGUGGACACCAACCGGCGGCUGGUGCGCGAGUUCUACGACAGCUGGAAGCGACUGGAUCCCCAGAUGAGCGUGGGAGCUGGUCGUGAAUCGAUUUCGGCACAGGCGGCACUCAUGUAUGAUGCGGUCUUCGUCCUGGUGGAGGCCUUCAAUAAAAUCUUGCGCAAGAAGCCGGACCAGUUCCGGAACAAUGUACAACGCCGCAGCCAAAAUUUGAUGGUCGCCCAGGCAGCUGCCUCCACGUCCAUGGACGGGUACAACUACAAUGCUAGCGGCGGAAACGGCGGUACUUCCACGGGUGGCAGUGGCAGUGGCAGCUAUGCCGGCGGCGAUUCCAGUGGAUCUGGUGGCGCCGCCUCCCGGGCCCUGGACUGCAAUACGGCCAAGGGCUGGGUGAAUGCCUGGGAGCAUGGCGAUAAAAUAUCGCGCUAUUUGAGAAAGGUGGAAAUCGAGGGCCUAACCGGGGACAUCAAAUUCAACGAUGACGGCAGACGCGUCAAUUACACGCUGCACGUUGUCGAGAUGACAGUAAACAGCGCCAUGGUCAAGGUGGCCGAGUGGAAUGACGAUGCCGGACUGCAGCCCCUGAAUGCCAAAUACGUCCGUCUGCGUCCGCAUGUGGAGUUCGAGAAGAACCGCACCUACAUCGUGACCACCGUUUUGGAAGAGCCCUACAUCAUGCUGAAGAAGGCGGUUUUCGGUGAGAAGCUGCAUGGAAACGAACGCUUCGAGGGAUAUUGCAAGGAUCUGGCAGAUCUGCUGGCCAAGGAGCUUGGCAUUAACUAUGAACUGCGCCCGGUCAAGGAUGGAAAUUACGGAUCGGAGAAGUCCACGGAACACGGCGGCUGGGAUGGCAUGGUGGGGGAGCUGGUGCGCAAGGAAGCGGAUAUUGCGAUUUCCCCCCUGACGAUUACCGCCGAACGCGAACGUGUCAUCGACUUUAGCAAGCCGUUCAUGUCGCUGGGCAUCUCCAUCAUGAUUAAGAAGCCAGUGAAGCAGACGCCCGGCGUGUUCAGCUUCAUGAAUCCUUUAUCGCAGGAAAUUUGGGUGAGCGUCAUCUUCAGCUACAUUGGCGUGAGCAUCGUGCUGUUCUUUGUGUCGCGCUUCUCGCCACAUGAAUGGCGCCUCGUGCAGCAGCCGCCGCAGCAAUCACAGUCGCCAGAUCCGCAUGCACAUCACGAACAGCUUGCCAAUCAGCAGCCGCCCGGCAUCAUUGGUGGUGCACCCAUACCGGCUCCACCCGGACCCCCGACUCCAGGCGCCCAAUCGGCAGCUGGCGCUGCUGCCUUGCAGGCCGCCCUUUCGGCCGGAAGUCCCGGAUCCGGUGGCUCAUCCUCGACGGCAGUCAAUGAGUUCAGUGUGUGGAACUCCUUCUGGUUUUCACUGGCCGCGUUUAUGCAGCAGGGAUGCGAUCUGUCGCCGAGAUCCGUAUCCGGGCGGAUUGCCGCUGCCUCCUGGUUCUUCUUCACCCUCAUCCUUAUCUCCUCGUACACAGCCAACCUGGCUGCCUUCCUCACUGUGGAAAGGAUGGUCACGCCCAUUAAUUCGCCGGAGGACCUGGCUAUGCAGACGGAGGUUCAAUACGGCACCCUGUUGCACGGCUCUACCUGGGACUUUUUCCGGCGCUCCCAAAACGGACUCCACAUCAAGAUGUGGGAGUACAUGAACUCGCGCAAGCACGUCUUCGUGAAAACCUACGAGGAGGGGAUCAAGCGCGUGCGCACCUCCAAGGGGAAGUACGCCCUCCUGGUGGAGUCCCCCAAGAACGAAUAUGUGAACGCCCGCGAGCCCUGCGACACGAUGAAAGUGGGCCGGAAUAUGGAUACAAAGGGAUUUGGAAUUGCCACGCCGCUCGGCUCGGCCCUCAAGGACCCCAUCAAUCUGGCGGUGCUGAAGCUGAAGGAGAACGGCGAGCUGAUCAAGUUGCGCAACAAAUGGUGGUACGACAAAACAGAGUGCAGCACCCACAAGGACGGCCAGGCCUCCCACAACGAACUCUCGCUGAGCAACGUGGCCGGCAUUUUCUACAUCCUGAUUGGCGGCCUGCUGGUCAGCGUUUUCGUGGCCAUCCUGGAAUUCUGUUUCCGCAGUAAGGACUCUCGUUCGGCGGCGAACGGUUCCGCCAUGGGAAUGGGCAUGGGCAUGGGACUGGGCGGAUCGGGGGGACACGGUAGCCUGGGCAAGGCAAAUGGCUCCAUGAUGCUGGGCCCCUCCAGCGCCGUGCCCGGCGUGAUGCCGUCCACACAUCAAAGGAGCACUCUGACGGACACCAUGCACGCCAAGGCAAAAUUGACCAUCCAAGCGAGCCGCGACUACGACAACGGACGUGUUGGGUAUCUGAAUUGCGCCUCGUUACAGUAUUAUCCGCCCGCCCAGCUCUCGGCCACGCCCCCCGACGCCGGGGAUGCCCUCCACAUGAACGCCCACGGCCAGGUCUGACAUGAACUCGCGCAGGAGUCGCGCCUAUGACGCACACCCUGCGCCCCCACAAUCCGCCGGAUAAUGGCCAACAGUCGCCAGGAGACGGAGAAGAUGAUGGGCGGUGGAGGCGGUAGCGGAACCGUUACCGUAUCCGUUCCGGCCACCUGCUCGGGCAGCAUGAACGGCAGCCACGAGGGCAGCCUCACACUCUCGCCCGGAAGCGGGAGUGCCACGCUGAUGCGCCAUUCCCCGGACAUCAACCAGCACCCAUAUGGCAAGUAAGCAGCCGGAAGUGCUGCAUAAGGACAUAGCAAUAAGGACAUAGUUGUAAGUGCCAAGCCAACAACAGCCAAAAAACAAACAUGACAUCCAAUCAACCGCAAUCAUAAAUUUUUUUGCGCUGCAAAAUUGUUGCAUACUUUGAGGCAAAUCUCAAGGAUUUAAGACCAUUUUCUUGUUUUUAAUAGGACAUUUUUGAAUUCAGUUCCAGUGAAAAUGAAAUUGCCUGUUUAAAAUUACUCACCCACAAUUGAAUGGUACACUUAUGGAUAUUAAAAGGCAAUAAGUGGGUGAAAACUCAACAAUAAAUCUUGCCACAGAGCCGUGCAACAAAGUAUGCAGCUUUAUUUAUGCGGCCACAUUCAAAUAAUUGCGCUGCGCAAUCAGUUGGCAAAUUUUUUAGCCUGUCAGCAAUGCAAUGCAAAUGGGUGGGAUAAAUUAUUGCAUUACUGUUAACAGUCAGCUGAGCUGAGCCUGAGGAUCAGAUCAAACAAUGUGAGCAGAACGCCGGUGAGGCAGAAGGCCAUCCGUGCGGGGAAAUGACAACAAACAUAAAUGAUGCAGAGAGGAAGAAAGUGAAAAAAAUGAAAACACGAAAUAACCAUAAACACAAACAAGUGUCGGCUUGCAUAAAUGCAUACGUAUAUAAACAUAUAUUAACACUGCAAUUCAUUGCAUUCAAAUGACUGAUUAAUAUUUUUAAUAAACAACAAUGCGCCGCAACUCAAUAGCUAAAAGAAAAAUUGUGAAAAACAAAUAGAAAACAUGGGAUAAGUGUUCAUAGUGGGAUAUAUUUACAUACAUAUAUACUCUUUUUUUGCUCUUCAAUUAUCAGUGCGGGAUUUGUUGUCGCAUAUUUGUUUAUAAUUAAAUUACAGAAAACCCAGGCAAAAAACUCGAAUGAAUACGUAGCCGAGGUGUCAGAGGGGGCCCAACAUAAAUAUUGUAAUAAAUUAAUUAGCGCUAUAUAAAGAAAAUAGUAUAACUCGUCAAUGCAGCACAAACAAUUAAAAAAAACCAUGAAUUGAGUGGCCAACAAGCUGAAUUUUAAUUAAAUUUAUUUUAAUUGAAAUUGUUUUGAUUUGAGUUUAGCGGAAAUAUGGAAAGAAUUUUCACAGAUUGAGCAUUUUUUUUUUGUCAAGUAUGAUUUACAAAAUCCCUACAGUUUACUUAAACCCUUUUCGUAGUUAGAAGCUAGUUUUAAUUGGCCCCCGAGGAGUAGCUACUAACUAUUAGGCUAGGCUAGCAUUAAUGUUUGAACUUUAAGCAAAAAUCAAACAACAAAAGUCGCAUACUUCCGCAUUGAAAUUGAACAGGUAGGUGUAAUUAAUGAUUGUAAAAAAAAACAAAAGAUAUACUCUAAUUGUAGUUAAAUUUUAACAUACCUAGUAUACUUUGCAUUCAUUAUUGUACAUAAAACUUGAAAAUAACACUGGAAUGGGGAGAGUAGUUCAGGAAAAUAAAACAAUAAAUGAAAACGGGAUAAAUACCAUAAAAAUGAUCAAGUCAUAUCAAAAGACAUUAAAAAUGGUACUAAGAUUAUCAAAAUAUAACAAGAAAACACUUAAAUUUUCAAAAUAAUAAUACAAGAAAAAAGAAAACUAUUGUAAAAUAUUUAUAAAUUUAUUGUUGUUAGCUCAGAUCUGUGUGUGCAUAAAGUUGAUUAGAAAAAAUAAUUUUGAAAACCAUUCGAAUUGGAUGUUUCGGCUUGUUUUGGGUGCUUAAAUGUUUUAUCGGCCAUGCAUUUGAAACUAAAACCAACAACUGUUGCAGGUGAAU